This is a messenger RNA of Clarias gariepinus (North African catfish), 4438 nucleotides long. Its product is annotated as MORC family CW-type zinc finger protein 3-like. The record is from RefSeq and is a predicted model, not a curated record. Gene Ontology annotation, cellular component: nucleus; PML body. Gene Ontology annotation, molecular function: ATP hydrolysis activity; zinc ion binding. Lineage: Eukaryota; Metazoa; Chordata; Actinopteri; Siluriformes; Clariidae. The transcript has 20 exons. The coding region runs from base 31 to 3243 and encodes 1070 amino acids.
GCUGCACGCUGCGCUUUACUCUUUACAAACAUGGCGGCGCAGACAGACCGAGGCAUUCCUAUAAGCGCAGUUAGUCCACGUUUCCUGCAUACAAACUCUACAAGCCACACUGGGCCAUUCAGCGCUAUUGCAGAACUGAUUGAUAAUGCUUAUGACCCAGAUGUCAGUGCAAAGCAAUUUUGGAUUGAUAAAACAGCAGUCAAAGGGCAGGACUGCCUUACCUUCACAGACAAUGGAAACGGCAUGGACUAUGACAAGAUGCACAAAAUGCUCAGUUUUGGCUUCAGUGAUAAGCAGACGAUAAAAGGCCAUGUCCCAGUGGGUCUUUAUGGCAAUGGUUUUAAAUCAGGUUCCAUGCGCUUGGGGAAGGAUGCCAUCGUGUUCUCAAAGAAAAACAACAUCAUGUGUGUGGGUCUUCUGUCUCAGACUUACCUUGAGAAGACUGAAGCACAGAAUGUCAUAGUACCUAUUGUCGUGUUCACCAAAACCGGAGAGCUUGUCAGUGUCGAACAGGAACAUAAAGAGAGUCUUGAUGAUAUCUUGAAAUAUUCUCUGUUUAACACAAAGGAGGAACUGCUAUCAGAGUUUAAAGCCAUUGAUGGUCCAUAUGGCAAAAACUCCAACGGAACCCGCAUCAUCAUCUGGAAUCUCCACAGAAUGUCAUCAAAUGAAUUGGAGUUUGACAUCACAAAAGAUCGUUAUGACAUUCGGAUCCCUGUCGACAAUAGUGAGAGCUCGAGCGAUCCAAACAUGAAGCCAGAGCAUGAACCAGAGUGUAAAUAUUCGCUGCGGGCAUACAGCAGUAUCUUGUACCUGAAACCUAGAAUGCAGAUUAUUAUCCGAGGGCAGAAGGUGAAAACCCAGCUGGUCUCCAAAAGCCUGGCAAACGUCUUUAAGGACUCAUACAAGCCUGCAUUUCUUAGCAAAAAAGCAAUUAAAAUCAUAUUUGGCUACAAUACAAAAAGCCAGGAGCAGUAUGGAUUGAUGAUGUACCACAAGAACCGCCUCAUCAAAGCCUACGAACGUGUCGCCUGUCAGUGCAAGGGCAACGACACAGGAGUGGGAGUUAUCGGGGUAAUAGAAUGCAACUACCUCAGUCCAAUGCACAACAAGCAGGACUUUGAUAACACAGAGGAGUACAGAAAAACCAUACAAAAUGUAAGUAUUAAGCUGGAGGAAUAUUGGAAGGAAAUGCGCUUUAGAAAAAACAAGAGUAGCAGUCUACCUGUUGAAGAUAUUGUGAAGCGACCAGAUCAAAACUGGGUGCAGUGUGACGAUUGUCUAAAGUGGCGAAAACUUCCUGAUGGCAUCGAUACUGCAAUGCUUCCGGAUAAGUGGCAGUGCAAUUUGAACCCUGACCCGCAGUUCAGGAGUUGUUUAGUUGAGGAAGAGCCUGAGGAUUCUGAUGAUGAAGAACCCAGAUACCAGAAAACCUACAAACAGCAUGAGCGAAAUCAGAAGUUGCAGAUGGAGAGGAACAGACAGAAGGAGCAGGAGGAGAAAGGGGCAGGGAAGGAGGUUAUCUUAGCUCUGGCCAAAGAAAACGCGAAAUUGAAAGAGGACCUAGCGCGCAAGUGUAGUAGCCCCGCCCAAGGAACACCUGGCUCCCCCCACAAUUCCAAUCUUCACAGACGUGCAGGCUCCAGAUCUCCUGAUGUUCCAGUUAUUAGUCAUGUCAGAUCUCUAGCUACUACUUCAACAGGGAAGAGAUCUCUGGGGCCAAUCCAAGAGAAUGGAGAGAUAAAACGAGCCAGAACAAGAGACAUAUUUGGAAGCAACACACAAGGCAGUCCAUCAUCAUCCACAAACUCACCUGAGGUCUGUUCCUCACCAGUCAUAUUCAGGCCUGAGGGUGGUGGUGAUCCAGCACCAAUUGAGGAUGAUGACAUUAUGUUCGUUAAGGUCCUCAACGCACCUAAGUCAGCAACAGAAAUAUUUGACAUUAAUAAGGUAAAGUCAGAGUGUGUGGAGAGUAAGGAGGAGUUGGGAAAACAAAUGGCGCGAGCUGACAGUAAUAGUGCUGUGUCCAUGGAGACAACAGCAGCAGCUUUGUCCUCCAACAGCAGCAUCGGAACCCAGACCCAUCAAAACCCAAUCGUGAAACAGGAAGAGGAGUAUUCAGAAACAGGCCAAGAUGGAGAAAGCAAUAGCAUUCAUAGCAGUACACGCAAAGAACAGAAUUCUAUUAAUGCAGAAACAAGACUCCAUCAAAAGAAUGUACAAAGUCCAGAGGUCGAAAACCAAGACAAAAACAAGACUAUAAGUGCACUAAAAUCAGAAGAAGAGCUAAGCCAUUGGGACAUCUCAGAUGAAAUUAACCCAGGUUAUCAGUCUUCAGCAAAACUGGAAGACUCUGUUCUUAAUGUAUUAGAAGCCCAGCAGCAACAGGACAGGCUGCUGGAACUGCUGGAGGUGGCAACAAAGGAGCGAGAUGAGAGCCGCUCUCAGCAGCUUCUUCUCAGCUCACAAGUGGAGGAGCUGAGGAGCCAAUUGCAGGAGCUUAAACAAAGCACACUGAAAAAGGAGCACAGCCACCACAGCACACAGACCAACCCCGAGGAGGCAGAAGACUACAAAGUGCUAUACUUGCAGGCCAAAGAGGAGAUAAAACAGCUCAAAGAUCAGCUCAGUGAGCUGAAGGUGGAGAAAGCAGUGUGGGAGAGAAAAGGCCAGGAGGCUUCAUUAGAGUGUGACGAUGAGUUAGCUUGUCAGAUUGACAGUCUGUUAAGAGAACUGGACCAGAGAAACAAGGAGCAAGAAGAGCUGAAGGAAAAGGUAGGUAGUCUAGAAAAUGAGAAGAGCACUUUGUUGACCUGCUGUGAGAGCCUACGGAAAGAGUUGGAGGAGAUAAAGAGUGAAAUUGAAAAGGUGAAUGUUAGUGUAGAAGAUCGAGAGGUCCAGACAGAUUUUCCCUCCUCCUAUGAAGAAAGUACAGCAACUUCAGCAGAAGCCCCAAAUUCAGGAAGAGGAAGAGACUCACAUUCACAGCAGCAUGAGACACAGGACAGACCAGAGAAUGGACAAGAAAACAACAACUUGGAGACAGACAAGUCUAGAUUAAGAGAACUCCGACAAAGAGUGGCGCAACUCCUGCUUACCUUCAUCCCUGCCCUGGACCUGCAGCAGAUGGGAUAUUCCAGCACUCAAAUUGUAGUUCUGGGAGUACGAAGAAUCAUUUUCACACAUGAAUUAGCCCAAAACCUUUCAAUAGUGACUAAAGCUAAACACAGUCUAUUGAAAUAGCUCUCCCUCAUCUUACUAGGCAUAUCAGUGGGAACAAUUGAAAUCGCCAGACUGGGCUGUGUGUCAUGCUUGUGUGCAUCAUGGGCCUUUUUUUCCUGAUCAGUGUAGAAUUUUUUUAUUAGCCCUGCAUAUGUUUGCAGUACUUAAUUUAUACCAGGACUUUUUGAAAGUAAGCAGGAUUUUAUGUCUCCAGUCACCCGAACGCUUCUAUUAAUUUCCUGAUUUCACGCUUGAGUCUCAAUUCUUAUUUACUUCAACAUACCCAAGUAACAGUAUGAGCUAACUUACUUAAACAUUGUUAAAAGCCUACCAUUUGGAAUGUUUAUUACAAGAGGGCGAUAAGAUCUCUUGAGAAAUACACACUAAAGUAAGGAAAUGGAAAUUAUUAUUAGAAUUAAGGAAAUGAUGAAAUCAUUUCUUUCACCCAUGCUGCGAACGACAGUCAGUGUAGAUACUAUAUAGUUUAAUGUCCCAGUGCUGCUAACGUUCAUUAUCACUACUCCUGGGAUGACUUUUAUCCAGUCAGAUUACUCAGUUGGAACUAACUGUUGUAUUAAAUUGUGUUUAUUUGACUGAAUGGCUAACAAAGUUGUUACUAAUGGAAACCUUGUUUUUAUCAAAACAUGGUUUAAACGUAACCCAUGCACACAUCUGCGGUGACAUCCACAAUGACUGGCACCCAAAACAGACUGUUACUCCAAAAAAAAAACUAUUAAUUAGCCUCUAUAAUAAAAUAAGAAAACUUAUUAGAAGAAGGAAUAGAAAUUAAAACAAGAAUAAGGAUUUUAUUAAGUACCAUGUGGAAUGUUACCAUUUCCAACAUUAAUUGAUGAAAGAGUUUAGAAAAUGCUUUUCUGGUAAUUAGAAACAGGAUGGUACUAAAAUUAUCUUCUGUAUAUCACAAGGUGCAACACUUUACAUUAAUCAUUAUUUUAUAAUCAGUAUUAGCUGCGAUAUUGAAUUUUAUUGACAAAAAAUUAUAUACAUUUAUAUGGCUGUGGUUUUCAAGGAGUGACCCACAUAUCUUUUACGUUUUAUCUUUAAACGUUUCAACAACUCAUUUUCUGAUGCCUAUUACAGUUUCUUCCUUUUCUUGUGUUAUUAUUGCCAUGUUCUGUUUUUGUAACUCUUUCUAUUUGUAAAUGAGGGAUUUUAACACAUUUUAGGGUUUAAAUAAACAAAAUCAUCUGAGUUA